Bursaphelenchus okinawaensis is the source of this 2309-nucleotide messenger RNA. The record is from the annotation of a GenBank genome assembly. Lineage: Eukaryota; Metazoa; Nematoda; Chromadorea; Rhabditida; Aphelenchoididae.
AUGGCCUUCAGACGUCGUACAUCGGAGCAAAGUCAGCGUGAACAAGAUUUGGAUUGUGAAGGGCCAUCUCGGGUAGGUUAAUAUAAUUUGGACUGGAAUUAUUAUUUUAGCUUCGGCUAAAGCUAAGACUUAGUCUGAGACUAGGACUAGAGCUAAGGAAAGAGAUAAAGCUAGGACUUGGGCUAGACCUGAAGCUAGAGCAAGGGCUAGGACCAGGGCCAGAGCUACGGCUAACCUUAGGGCUAAAACUUGGGCAAUAGCCAGAACCAAGACCAAAGCCAAGGCUAAAACUAGGGCUAGGAGCAGAAUCAAGAUUAGGGUCAGUGCUCUAGGGCUGAAGCUAGAGCUAAAGUACAAAUUUUUUAAAAUUUUUAAGUAUUUUCAGCCAGCCAUAGUACAGCACUCCCUACCAUCUAGAAUAUCUCGCUACGUUCUCCGCCGCAAAGUAUGUCAAAUCACGAUGGUUAUUGCCUUAGUCUUGGCUAUGAUUUUUGCUCCAAUGUACUACUUUACCUAUGUUAUACACCGAACGUUGGAAUUUAAAAAGUUCGUUUUGGAUCGACAAGCGUGGAUGGCUGAGAACACGAUGAAAAAAUCACAAGCUUUUUUGCACGAAGAGUUCUGUUUGUACUACCCGAACAUUAGUACUAGUGUUGUAUGUUGGUUUUAAAAAGGGGGGAGAGGAGGAAGGGGGAGAGGAAAGGGUGGUAAAAAAAUGUUUUUGAAAUAUCAACAAGGAGUACCACGUUCAAACUAAAAAAAAUGAAAAUUUGUGGUAGAGGGAGUAGGGCGUGGUAAAAAAUAAUGGUAGGGGGAGGAGGGGUGGUUUUUGUUUCUCUCUAUCUUAUUGGAAAUAAAUUUUGACUUUCAGGACGCCUGCAGAACCCAAUGCGGACCUCAUGCCUAUGUUCAUGUAGAACACGAGCUGAUCAGCACUUUGGAGAACCCGAUUUUGUGCAAUAGUAAACUUGAAUUGGUUGGUUAAUAUUAUUUUAUAGUUUUUCAUUAGAAAAUGUAUUGACUAGGGCUAAACCAAGGCUUGGCCAAAGCUAAACCAACUAUAGGCCAAAGCUUAGUUAAAGCUAAGUCAAAGAUAGGCUAAAGCUAAAUAAAAUCUAAGUCACGAAUAGACCAAAUAUGGCCAAGGACAAGCCAAAGAUAGGCCAAGGGUGGGGCUCUGGGCUAUGGCGCUGGGCUAGGGCUUUGGGCUAGGACACUGAGCGAGGUCUCUGAGCUAGAGCUCUGAUAUAGGGCUACAACUAGAGCUAGCAUAAAUUUGCCACUUUCAGAGCCCAUGUUUCAAGUCAUUAAACAAGUCAAAAGGCUGUAUUGAUGAGAAACUCAAGAAAACUAUCUCAAGCACUUGUUUGAACAAAAACCAAAUUGUACCAUGGGAUAUUUAUGCAAAUGCGAAUAAAACAAACUUUAAAAGGCUAUAUAUGCCUAUCAUCACAAACGACAAAUUGAAAAGCCUGCAGGGACAAACUGUCUUUGCUCAUCAGUUGGUUGUCAAAUGCCCUAUGUGAGUUUGAAAGUUUGGUUUUUGGCUAUAAUUAUUUCGUUAGACCGGAUUUUUCAAAAAAUUGAAAUUUUUUUUUGAAAUUUAAAAACUUUUUGGAAUUUUGAAAUUUUUUUUUGAAAUUUGAUUUUUUUUUGAAAUUUUGGAUUUUUUUAAAUUUUUUUAAAAAUUUUUGAAAUUUUAAACUUUUUUUCGAAAUUUUUAAUUUUUAAAACUUUUAAUUUCAGCUGCAGCAAAAGAUUCCAAUCAUACCGUUUGAACGACAAAUCAGAGUGCUAUACCAAGUAUUUCAAAGCGGAAAAAGGGCUGCCAGAAUCGGCUGACACUUGUGGAGAAGCCUUCCUCGAUCGGUCGGAUUUUACUCUAACUCCAGAGAAAAAAGUUCAUAAAAAGUGUCCUGUUGUUGAAUAAAUAUACUAUACGUUAGUUGUUACAAUUGGCUGGCUACUCCACUCGUAGCUUUUGUUACUCUACCAGCGGUGGAGCCAGAGUCAGGGGCGCUGGUGCUAAGCCUUACUAUGUUCUUGUGGAUCAAGGGGGCUUAAUAGUAGUAUAAGACAAAUCCUAUCUUCAGUAAGAUAGGUGCUACCAUAUCUUGCAAGCCUCAGAAGCUUCCAGAAGGAAUAAGUCAAACUUUGGGAUAAACAAAGGUGGCUCAUCUUCGGUCACGAGACAGCACGACCUUUGGACCUACUUCUUGCCACAUGAAUGGCCUCAACCUCAAGCCAAAGAUGCCUACGCAUCAUAUCCAACUCACGUGGACAAGCCGCGAGCCCUGCUCACCACGUGA